UGAGACACCAACAGCUUCAGAUCCACCAGCCAGGGGAAAGGCUCUGCUGUGCAAUGACGGAGCAGGUGACCCCCAGCCCCAUCUCAACAGAGCUGAUGGCCACCACUGACUUCUACCCCUGGGAGGAUGGGUACUCGGGCGAGGCUGGCAUGUUGCCUGAGCUCUGUGAGAAGCAGGCAGUACAGGGUUUCGCCCGCACCUUCCAGCCUGCAGUGUAUCUGCUGCUCUCACUGCUGGGCACAGUGGGGAAUGGGCUGGUGCUGCUCACGCACACCCGCUACCGCCAGGCACACAGUGUCACCGAUGUCUGCCUCCUGCACCUCGCCCUAUCCGACCUCCUGCUGCUCCUGACGCUGCCCUUCGCCAUCACUGACACGCUGCAGGGCUGGUCCCCAGGCACAGCCGCCUGCAAGGUGGUGCAGGGCCUCUACGCCCUCAAUUUCUACAGCGGCUUCCUCCUCCUCACCUGCAUCAGCGUGGAUCGCUAUGUGGCCAUCGUGCAGGUGCCGGCUGCCUGCCGCCUGCGCCCACGAGCUCGCCGCCACGGUUGGCUGACGGCGGGGCUGGCCUGGCUGCUGGCCAUGCUGCUAGCACUGCCCCAGUUCAUCUACAGCCAGGCAGAGCAGCACCAGGAUCUCUGGCUCUGUCGUGUCGUCUUCCCCCGUGUGGUCUCACGGGCAGCACGGGGGGCCACCAACCUGGUGCAGGUGGUGCUUGGCUUCGCGGUGCCCUUCCUGGUGAUGGCAAGCUGCUACGCAGCUGUGGCACGGACACUGCUGGCGGCCCGCGGUGCCCAGCCCCACCGGGCGCUGCGAGUGCUGCUGGCCCUCGUGCUGGUGUUUGUGGCCCUGCAGCUGCCCCACAGCCUGAUGGUGCUGCUGGACGCGGCCGAGCUGCUGGCCAGCUGGGAGAUGAGCUGCGCCCAGAGCCGCCGCAAGGACCUGGCACUGCUGGUCACCGGCGGGCUGGCGUACCUGCGCUGCUGCCUCAACCCCCUGCUCUACGCCUUCCUCGGCCAGCGCUUCCGCCGGGAGCUGUGGCUGCUCGCCAGCGACGCCGGCUGCGUGGGGUCCCUCGACCCGCGCUGCCCCGGCUGCCCCAGUCCCCGCCGGCGGACAUCGCUCUCCAGCUGCAUGGACGUGAUGUAGGAGCACAGUGCCCGCGGCCGGGGCAGGGACCUGCGCCCUGGGGUUCGGUCCCUCCGCGACUCCCCGGGGACAGCCCCAUCCGUGCAUGGACCUGCCCCAGUGAGCAGCUGGGCACGGGCAGCACCAGACAAUCCGCACGGCGCCUGCACACGCCUGGGCAGAGGGAAGAGCAGCCCCACAGCGCCUGCUUGCCCUGCGAGUGCCUUCACUGCCCGGCGAUCUGCCGGGCUGGGGUUCUCGCAAUGUCACGCGUGUCGCAGGGGAACCCUGCAAUGUCACGCGCGUCGCGGGGCGUGCAAAGUUACGCGUGCUCUGGGGAUCCGUGCGGUGCCGGUGAGCCGGGUCGGUGGGUGCAACAGGCAGCUGGUUCCUAUUCUCACAAUAAACCCCGAACGAG
This is a messenger RNA of Corvus hawaiiensis (hawaiian crow), 1545 nucleotides long. It is a transcript of the gene CCR10, whose product is annotated as C-C motif chemokine receptor 10. The transcript has 2 exons. The record is from RefSeq and is a predicted model, not a curated record. Gene Ontology annotation, molecular function: C-C chemokine receptor activity. Gene Ontology annotation, biological process: G protein-coupled receptor signaling pathway; immune response; chemotaxis. Lineage: Eukaryota; Metazoa; Chordata; Aves; Passeriformes; Corvidae. Bases 54 to 1148 code for a protein of 364 amino acids. Gene Ontology annotation, cellular component: membrane.